GGACCCUGCCAGCCAGGAGGCGAUGCUGCGGGUGCUGGACGCGGGGCUGGAGCAGUGCCUGGCGCUGCACUCGGCCGUGCAGUGCAUCCCCGUGCCCCGGCACAGGAAGCUCUCGGGCAAAGCAGGCAUUGACGAGGUGAUGGCAGCCGCGGUGCUCACCAGCCUCUCUGCCAGCCCGCUGGUGCUCGGGCACCCACCGGCCACUCAUGCCCCAGAGCCUGGCAGCGAGGUCUGGAAGGAGGCUCCUGCCAUGUCCUCCAGCUGCAGCAGCAGCAGCAACACCAGCGGGGACUGGAGCUGGGACCCCUCCAGCGACCGAUCCACCCCCUCCACCCCCUCACCCCCCCUCUCCAGCCAUGUCCCCAGCACCUUCCUGCCUGGCCCACUGCCAGAUGAGGGCCCUGAUGAGCCCGAUGGCACCCACUUUGUCUUUGGAGAGCCCACCCCACGGAAGAGAAAGAACUCCACCAAGGUGAUGUUCAAGUGCUUGUGGAAGAGCUGUGGCAAAGUCCUCAGCAGCUCCUCAGGGAUGCAGAAGCACAUCCGAACCAUGCACCUUGGCCGGAAAGCCGACCUGGAGCAGAGCGAUGGCGAGGAGGAUUUCUACUACACGGAGCUGGACAUGGACGUGGACGCGCUGACUGACGGGCUCUCCAGCCUCACUCCGGUCUCUCCCACCUCCUCGGUGCCUCCCGCCUUUCCCGGCCCUGAGGCUCCUCUGCCGCCGACGCUGCCAAUCCUCGACCUGGCCCUGGCCUCCCCCUGCAGCCCCCCGGGUCCCCCCGGCCGCUGCCACGUCCACACUGAUCACGCGUACCAGGGCUGCCGGACCCCCCCACGACCACCAGUGUCCCCCACCAUCCCCACCCCGCCACCACCCAAACCACCGGCCGUGCCCAGGCGGCCGCGGGGCGAGGCCAAGAAGUGCCGCAAGGUGUACGGCAUGGAGCACCGGGAGAUGUGGUGCACGGCGUGCCGCUGGAAGAAGGCGUGCCAGCGCUUCCUCGACUGA
This is a messenger RNA of Cinclus cinclus, 1012 nucleotides long. RefSeq names its product SLC2A4 regulator (gene SLC2A4RG). Gene Ontology annotation, biological process: regulation of transcription by RNA polymerase II. Lineage: Eukaryota; Metazoa; Chordata; Aves; Passeriformes; Cinclidae. The coding region runs from base 23 to 1012 and encodes 329 amino acids. The record is from RefSeq and is a predicted model, not a curated record. Gene Ontology annotation, cellular component: nucleus. Gene Ontology annotation, molecular function: RNA polymerase II cis-regulatory region sequence-specific DNA binding; DNA-binding transcription factor activity. The transcript is spliced from 7 exons.